Messenger RNA from Trypanosoma theileri, 771 nucleotides. RefSeq lists its product as uncharacterized. The transcript has a single exon. Lineage: Eukaryota; Euglenozoa; Kinetoplastea; Trypanosomatida; Trypanosomatidae. The coding region runs from base 1 to 771 and encodes 256 amino acids. The record is from RefSeq and is a predicted model, not a curated record.
AUGGGACAGAGCAGCUCCAACAAUACCAAUAGCAACAACUCUAAUAAUAGCAACAACAGUAGCAAAAACAACUGCUCACCGCAAACAAACCACAACAACAGCCAACAUACUCCACCGCAUCCCUCCUCGCAUCCACACAACUCCACUUCUUUAUUUUCCCUCCAGCGCCGCGGGGGACAUCCGCCGGUGAUGAUCCCCGCAGAGCCCGUCAACGUCGUCCCCACGCCACUCCCACCGGACUCCCCGGCGACCAACGCAAACACAAACACCAAUAUGAAUAUGAAUAGAAACACCAACGCCCAUCAUCUCACUUCUUCUUCUUCCUCUUCUUCUUCGUGGCUGGCGACGACGGAGGCGAAACUCACGCGCGAGUGGGCGGCCGGCCGCAGACGACAACAACACGGCGUCGCGGCGACUUCCCCGCACGUCCCGCUCACGUGCGCCGCCGCGUCUUUUCCCGACAACCGCACGACUGCCAUUCGCCACCCGCCGGCCGACGGCGAGGCGCCCGCGACGGAGCUGCCGGUCGGGAAGGAAUUUUUUCUCGCGCUGCGGGCGGCGUGGCGGGAGGAGGCGGCGCCGCGCGAUGUGUUGCCGCCGACCGACGAGGCGGACCUCGACGACUCGUUCAUCCACGACGCGAUCGAGGACACGGUGGGCACGGUGCUCGCGCCGCCGGUGCCGCUGGCGUACAUGGUGUCGGAGAUCCUCGUGCCGCAGUGGGAGCUGGGCGGGCUGUAUGAUGCCCCCGCCGUCCGCAAUAACCCGUGA